This is a messenger RNA of Lutra lutra (Eurasian river otter), 5728 nucleotides long. It is a transcript of the gene GPD2, whose product is annotated as glycerol-3-phosphate dehydrogenase 2. The record is from RefSeq and is a predicted model, not a curated record. The transcript has 17 exons. Gene Ontology annotation, molecular function: glycerol-3-phosphate dehydrogenase (quinone) activity; calcium ion binding. Gene Ontology annotation, cellular component: mitochondrion; glycerol-3-phosphate dehydrogenase (FAD) complex. The coding region runs from base 340 to 2523 and encodes 727 amino acids. Gene Ontology annotation, biological process: glycerol-3-phosphate metabolic process. NCBI's taxonomy places the organism in Eukaryota, Metazoa, Chordata, Mammalia, Carnivora, Mustelidae.
GGGUGCAUCUGGGAAGCCUGCUGCUCUGCGGCGGGGCUCUCCGCCUCCCCCCACCUGUAUGAGGCUGGACCUGAGGAGCCAGUGCUCGGCAUCCCACCUUCUGGUGCUUGGGCUUGGCCUUCCUUGCGAGUUCCCGCGCUGACAUUCAGCGGGCAGGUCAGGAGGCCGAGCGCGCCUACAGGAGCGCGCGGGGAGAGCCCGAGCGAGGGCUUUGGGCUCUGACAGCCGGGUCCCAGGGGUCCACCCGUUUCCUAGAAGCGUUUCUAGGCCCAGGGAAGCCUUUCUGCUGAGGAAGGGAAGCCAGAUUCGGGGGCGGGCGGCGAGAAAUCAGGCUAAGAAAUGGCAUUUCAAAAGGCAGUGAAAGGGACUAUUCUUGUUGGAGGUGGUGCUCUAGCAAGUGUCCUAGGCCUCUCUCAAUUUGCUCAUUACAGAAGGAAGCAAGUGAGCUUGGCCUAUGUCGAAGCAGCCGAGUACGUCACAGAACCUGUUAACAGGGAGCCUCCUUCCAGAGAAGCUCAGCUACUGACCUUGCAAAACAUGUCUGAAUUCGACAUCCUUGUCAUUGGAGGAGGAGCAACAGGGUGCGGCUGCGCACUGGAUGCCGUCACCAGAGGACUAAAAACAGCCCUUGUAGAAAGAGAUGAUUUCUCAUCAGGGACCAGCAGCAGAAGCACUAAAUUGAUCCAUGGUGGUGUGAGAUAUCUUCAGAAGGCUAUCAUGAAGUUGGAUAUUGAGCAGUAUAGAAUGGUAAAAGAAGCCCUUCACGAGCGUGCCAACCUACUAGAAAUUGCUCCCCAUUUAUCAGCUCCGUUGCCUAUAAUGCUUCCAAUUUACAAGUGGUGGCAGCUACCUUACUACUGGGUAGGAAUCAAGCUAUAUGAUCUGGUUGCAGGAAGUAAUUGCCUGAAGAGCAGUUAUGUCCUCAGCAAAUCGAGAGCCCUUGAACAUUUCCCAAUGCUCCAGAAGGACAAACUGGUAGGAGCAAUUGUCUACUAUGACGGACAACACAACGACGCUCGGAUGAACCUUGCCAUUGCCCUCACUGCUGCCAGGUAUGGGGCUGCCACAGCCAAUUACAUGGAGGUAGUGAGCUUGCUCAAGAAGACAGACCCCCACACGGGGAAGGAGCGAGUGAGCGGCGCACGGUGCAAGGACGUGCUCACAGGGCAGGAAUUUGAUGUGAGAGCCAAAUGUGUUAUCAAUGCUACGGGACCUUUCACAGACACCGUGCGCAAAAUGGAUGAUAAGAACGCCACGGCGAUCUGCCAGCCGAGCGCGGGUGUCCACAUCGUGAUGCCUGGUUAUUACAGCCCCGAGAGCAUGGGACUUCUUGACCCAGCAACCAGUGAUGGGCGAGUUAUCUUCUUCUUACCCUGGCAAAAGAUGACUAUAGCUGGCACUACUGACACGCCAACUGAUGUCACACACCAUCCCAUUCCUUCGGAAGAAGAUAUCAAUUUCAUUUUGAAUGAAGUGCGGAACUACCUGAGUUGUGACGUUGAAGUGAGAAGAGGGGACGUCCUGGCAGCGUGGAGUGGUAUCCGUCCCCUUGUGACAGAUCCCAAGUCUGCAGAUACUCAGUCCAUUUCCCGAAAUCAUGUCGUGGACAUCAGUGAGAGUGGCCUCAUCACUAUAGCAGGUGGAAAGUGGACAACGUAUCGAUCUAUGGCAGAAGAUACCAUAAAUGCUGCUAUCAAAGCUCACAAUUUUAAAGCCGGACCAAGCAGAACAGUUGGGCUUUUCCUUCAAGGGGGCAAAGAUUGGAGCCCCACGCUGUACAUUAGGCUUGUCCAGGAUUAUGGGCUUGAAAGUGAGGUGGCACAGCAUCUCGCCGCUACCUAUGGUGACAAGGCUUUUGAGGUGGCCAAGAUGGCAAGCGUAACUGGAAAAAGGUGGCCCAUCGUUGGUGUGCGUCUUGUGUCAGAAUUUCCAUACAUUGAAGCAGAGGUGAAAUAUGGGAUUAAGGAGUAUGCCUGUACAGCAGUGGAUAUGAUUUCACGGCGCACUCGCCUGGCAUUCUUAAAUGUCCAGGCGGCAGAGGAAGCCCUCCCCAGGAUCGUUGAACUGAUGGGCAGAGAACUGAAUUGGGAUGAUUACAAAAAAGAGGAGGAACUUGAAACAGCCAGGAAGUUUCUGUAUUAUGAAAUGGGCUAUAAAUCUCGAUCAGAACAGUUAACAGAUCGCUCUGAAAUUAGCCUCCUGCCUUCCGACAUCGACAGGUACAAGAAGAGAUUUCAUAAGUUUGAUGCAGACCAAAAGGGCUUUAUUACCAUUGUUGAUGUUCAGCGUGUAUUAGAGAGUAUCAACGUCCAAAUGGAUGAGAAUACACUACAUGAAAUUCUGAAUGAAGUAGACUUGAACAAAAAUGGACAGGUGGAACUCAAUGAGUUUUUGCAGCUGAUGAGUGCUAUUCAGAAAGGAAGGGUGUCCGGAAGCCGGCUCGCGAUCCUGAUGAAAACUGCAGAAGAGAACCUCGACAGAAGAGUCCCCAUUCCAGUGGACCGAAGCUGUGGAGGAUUGUGAGUCUGGGCAGUACAUCCACAGCCAACAGACACAGGAAGAACAAAUCAUCCUGUAACAACCAGAGAUGACUUAGACCACUCCAAAAUAGUGGCCAUAGGUAGCUGCCUUUGUUAACACUGGGGAACAUUCCAAAGCUUCAGGGCGUUGAUUUGUCUUCACCAUUCAGUCUAGCUUCUGAACAGCGUAUUUUAUCUUGUUUCUCACCGAUUUAAUGUUUUGCAUCCAUUUUGUAACCUGUUAGACUGGACUUACUCCCUUUUUGUUUGUCUCUUCAUUUAUUCUGGGUCAGUCUUAAGGCAUUUUGGCCAAAAUUGAAUAGAAGCUGGAAAAAUUUUGUGACUGUAGGUAGGAUUUGCUCCUAACAGAAAUUGAGCAGGGAGUGACCUAUAGAAAUGAUAGCAUUUCUGGAGACCACUCAGAUCCUUCUUCCCCGAGCUGGUCUUUCUUCCCCAUCCAAACAAUAUUGUGUAGUUUCAUAUCCAGGGUAUGACUGGCAAAACUGGAGAGGGAAGACAAAGUUUAGAUCUGGUUACAGGAGCGAGUCUCAAAGAGAAACUCUGAACGCUUCCAGAAUCACAGGUGUACGAUAAGGAUAGCAUUGACAUUUGCUGGAUUACACUGAUAGUUUCGUCUCAGCAAUUCAUUUUUUUCCCCCCAGUCACUGCUGGUUUUUCUUUGACUAUUAUAGUUGCCAGGAAGAUCCUUGCUUUUCAUAUUUUAAAACCAGCAUUUAAGUGGCAAGUUGGAUGUAAUGGGAUGAGACUAAACUUCUCAAAUCCUUACAGCAGGAAUAAAGUUAGAGAUUUAAAAUCUGUGUGUGUAUAUCCACACACGAUAGCACGAUUUUCAAUCCCCAAAUCCUAAACUGUGGAGCAUGUGCUGUUGUCAAACAUGGCCUAUUUGGCUUAGUUUAUUGCAUCAUUUUGGGGGAGUAAUUUCAAAUGGAGAGUAAAAGAGGAUCGAAGUAACCUUUAGUUAACUUUAAUUAUAAUUAUUUGUAAAAAGGAACAAUGCUUCAGUACUCAAGGUCAUUUGGGUUGCUUAAAGCCUUUCUCCUUCAUGGAAAAGUUCUCAACCACAGAGAAAAAUAAAAGAAAUAAAACCACGCACAACUCAUACCCACACACAGACCCCUCCUGCACCACACACACACACACACACACACACACACAAAUAAAUCUGCAUUGAAUUUAAAGGGCCAAUGUGGUAUGAUGCUUUUGCAACACUUCACUAGCAUUUUAACCAAUGAUCUGAAUUUUUACCCACUGUGCUUCCUUCUGUGAGGUUAACUAACUGUCUUUUUAUUUUCUAAGAUCAAGUUGUGUAUGUAAUAGGAGAUAGAACUCUAUAUUUAAUGGCAGGCUUUAAUUGCACAGACUUGAGAUCUUAGGUUUUUUUUUUUUUUAAACUGAUACAUAAAACACUUUGUGCUGUUAUUUCUAUUUAUGUGACCAUUGUAAUGUACCUUUCUGCCUCAUUCAAGUGGGGUAUGAGCCUGGAGGUCAUAAUGUUAACACUGGACGUUCACUCAACCUAAGCCCCCAUCCCACUUCAAAAUAUUCAUUUGUUUUUUUUUUUAAAUGAAGUUCAGACUUGCCACUUCCAUAAGGAAAACCUAAAACAGAGCCAAGGAUGCUCCCAGGUAUCACUGUGAACAUUUUUCUUUCAACGUGGGAGCAUUUUACACUGCCUUUAAAAAAAAACAAAAACAAAAAGAAAAAAACAUUAGAAGCAUGUGGCUUUGUAAUUUAGUGGGGUUUUUUUGUUUUUGUUUUUGUUUUUUAAUCAAGACAAUAAGUUCCACUGUUUAGAACCUGGUGACCCUUGAUAAAAAUGCUGUCCUUUAAAGCACCAUGGAUGACGUACCACAAUACAGUACAUUUGUGCUCUCUCUCUUUCUCUCUUUCUAGUUAGAUCAAGAUAGCGAGAACUUGUGCCCUCCCUGAACCCUGAACCCAUUACAGUAGGGACCGGCUUAAUAGGCUGACUGGCUUGUGCAGAACUCUGUGUGUACAACAGGCUGGUUUGUGCACGCUUUGCUCAGAGUAAGUUCCUUUAAGGACAAAGAAAAGCGCACUUUGCUUCCUUUGAGUGUCUCUGCUUUUGCUGAAAAUCUGCUAAUUCUAAAACAUACGCUCCUUCACCAAUCCCAGAGACUCGUCUUGGAAGUGAGCUGGUUCCAAGUCUUUACUGUGAAUAAAGCACCCCCGCAUUUUUGUGUGAGUUCUUAAUUAAACCUGUACAGCUUCUGUACCUGAUUUUAGAAAAGGGGAAAGGAAAUGGAGGGAUUAGCCCCUUCAAAACCUAUUCUAAGGACAAGGGAAUUUUUCUUUUCUUUUUGUAUGUAUGGGAUACUAGGUGAUUCUGUGGGGGUGGGGGUGGGGGGGUGCAGAGAUUGUCUUUAUCAUCAAGUGAUUUGUUUCAAGAGCCUUUAAGGGAAUUCAGGUGAAGGAACCCCCAUCUGUGGGGAAGAGAUGGAUUCUCCUUUAAAUAGCCCCAUACCACAGUCCUAACAAUAGUGACCAUGCUGGAUUGUUUGUUAAGCCAAGGCUGUCUGCCUCAUAACCCUCACGCUGUUUGCAAGAUUCUUGCUUUCAAUCAAUUUAUACCAAGUGCAACUUUAGGAUUUCUACUAUUAAAUGCACGCUCCCUAUUCUGCUUUAGUUUCUAGCUUCGUUUUAUCUUUUCCAAAAUAUGUGGCUUUGUGUCUUGUACAACAACACAAAUUUCAUUGUGACUUUGACUAAACAUACUGUAAGGAUGAUCACCGAUCUUACUUCCUUUUUUAUGUAUUGGUAAAGAUUUUUUGGCCUAUGAAUGUAAUAACAUUAAAGUCAGUGACGCUCUAACUUGCACUGUUUUGCAUUAUGUCCACCGUUUUCAGGGAAUAAAAAAGCCCUACUGUGUUUUUAAAGACUCAAGUACAAGCUGGUGCUGGAGUGGAUAGGCGCACUGCAUGCCUUUAAAUGUGGCCCUUUCGUGUAUGUGUUGGGUUAUUGUUCUAGAUGGGACUGUUAAAUACUGUGUUUGAGGCUGGGUUGUCAUUUUUAUAACUGUCUUGGUGUUUUAUCGCCAUUAUUUAUUACUUUUGAUAUACAGAAUGAGCUGCAUGCAUUUAUAGAGCAAUAAGAAGAUGUAUUUAAUGUGCCUUGUUUUUAACUGAAUAAGAACUGAAAGCACGAAUCAAUAAAACUGAUUAAAAUGG